Messenger RNA from Volvox carteri f. nagariensis, 402 nucleotides. RefSeq lists its product as uncharacterized. Gene Ontology annotation, molecular function: phospholipid binding; structural constituent of nuclear pore; single-stranded DNA binding. The transcript has a single exon. The annotation marks the transcript as partial. Gene Ontology annotation, biological process: nuclear pore organization; NLS-bearing protein import into nucleus; regulation of DNA-templated transcription. The record is from RefSeq and is a predicted model, not a curated record. NCBI's taxonomy places the organism in Eukaryota, Viridiplantae, Chlorophyta, Chlorophyceae, Chlamydomonadales, Volvocaceae. Gene Ontology annotation, cellular component: nuclear membrane; nuclear pore central transport channel; nuclear pore nuclear basket.
GACGACGUCUGGGUGACUGUGUUUGGGUUCACGCAGCAAGACGUGCCGCUGGUGCUGCGUGAGCUUCAUAACUGCGGCGACAUUAUCAGUUGGGGCUUCGGCGAGCGCGAAGCCAAUUUCAUUCACGUGCAGUACCAGAACAAGUACGGCGCGCAGCGGGCUUUGAUUCGAAACGGAGAACAGCUUACCAGCUCGCUCAUCAUUGGCGUGAAGCCCUUGGACCCCAGGCACCGGCAGCAGGUCGCAUCACUCCAGGAAGGGCCUGACGGACCCGCGCAGGCGUACCGACCAAAGCUGGUCCCGGAGCGGCCGUACCGAGUGGAGAUGGUGACGGGACAGCGAAUACCGCAGCAAAACCGGUCCGUGCUUACUCGCAUGUACGAGUUCGUGCUGGGAGUUUGA